AUGGCGGACGAGUCGUUUCACGUCAGGCUCGAGGAACGACUGAAAAUCAAAAUCGGGGAAGCCAAGAAUUUACCGGCCAGGACGGGUUCUUCCACCCAAAGAGAUUGCUAUUGCAUUCUAAGCCUGGACCAGGAAGAAAUAUUUCGUACCAGCACAGUAUGUCAAUCUUUAAGCCCGUUUUUUGGGGAGGAGUUCCAGUUCGAAGUACCUCGAUACUUCAGAUUCAUAUCCAUAUACGUCUACGACAGAGACAGGCACCUGAAACAGGACAAAAUCGUGGGGAAAGUGGCGAUAAAACGCGAGCAGUUGUCGAUGUACAACAACAAGGACUUCUGGUUCCCCAUUAAAGCCGUGGACGCGGAUUCCGAGGUGCAAGGCAAGGCGAACAUAGAAAUCAAGUUCGAGCCAAUCUACAGCAAACAUAACCCCACUUACACGAGCAACAGGAAGCUUCUGGUGCGCGUCCCCAAGUGCUUGGACUUGACUCUGAAGAACGGUUCGUGCGACCCGUACGCUCAAGUAAAAGUUAGCUACACGAAUGGCAAGUCGGUCAGCAAGAGGACUAAGGUUAGGAAAAAAACCAGGGAGCCGCAGUUCGAUGAGGUGUUUCAGUUUCUUAACAGUGACGAGAAGGAUUCCAUGCUGUGCAGUGGCGAUUGUGAGAUUUGUGAGUUGAAUGUGUCGAUUUGGCACGAUACGCCUGGGAUUGGGGACGAUGUGUUUUUGGGGGAGGUGAGGGUGCAGUUGAGGGGCAACCAGCAGCAGAAUGCUGCACACCAGAAUGCAUGGUAUUUUUUACAGCCCAGAUCGGGGAAAAACCGACCCAGUAUAACGAAUUCCACCCCUCCAGGGACAAGGCUUUCCGGCGAUAAUUCCUUGGGUUCUUUAAGGUUGCAAGUGCAGUACACCGAAGACAGGGUGUUUCCCGCCAGCGUGUACGAUAACCUCAAAAAUCUAUUGCUCGAAAGCAUCCACAUACAGCCUAUAACAGCGACGUCGGUGUACAUAUUAGGUGAAAUUAUAAAUAAAUUGGACAUAGCACAACCCUUGGUGAGAGUUUUUUUACACCACCAAGAAAUCGUCCCCAUCAUCAAAGAGCUAGCCAAUGUUGAAAUAGGAAACCUCACUGACCCCACGACGAUAUUUCGCGGCAACACGCUAGUCUCGAAAAUGAUGGACGAAGCGAUGCGCCUUAUUGGACUCCAGUACCUGCACAAAACCCUCCGGCCGACGCUGGAGCAAAUUUUCACCGAGCGAAAAUCGUGCGAGAUCGACCCGACGCGCGUCACCGACCAGAACACCGUGCGGCAGAACAUGGCAACGCUGAAGGGCUACAUCCAGAAAAUAUUCGACGCCAUCACGCAGAGCGCCGUCCACUGCCCGGCACUGAUGUGCCAGAUUUUCCACAACCUCAAAGAGUGCGCGCUCGCCUACUUUCCCGACAACAGGGCCGUACGCUACUCGGUCAUCUCGGGGUUCAUUUUUUUGAGGUUCUUCGCGCCCGCCAUCCUGGGGCCCAAGCUGUUCGACCUCACGACCCAGCAAAUUGACUGUCAAACAAACCGCACUCUAACGUUAAUAUCGAAAACCAUCCAGUCCCUGGGGAACUUGGUGAGCUGUAGAUCCAUACAGCAGGUCUGUAAGGAAGGAUACAUGGAACAAGUUUACAAAGAAUUUUACACGGAAAGUCAUCGGACGGCGAUGCGACAGUUUUUGGAAAUUGUUUCGGCCAAUACCUCGAAUCUGCAAACAAUUGACAAUGACACGCCUGUGACGCUAAAAGAAGGACUUAUGAUAAAAAGAGCUCAGGGUAGGAAACGUUUCGGAAGGAAAAAUUUCAAGCAGCGCUUCUUUAAAUUGACAACUCACGAUUUGAGUUAUUCCAAAAAUAGAGGCUCCCACGAAAAGCUUCCGCCCGCAGCUGGUUGCAUGCAUUUCACCGGUACGGUUGUUGCAGGGCGCGACGCCCUCUGUCGGAUACCGCUGUCGGACAUUUUGGCGGUGGAAAGGUUGGCCGAGACCUCUUUCAAAAUGAAGAACAUGUUUCAAAUAGUUCAGCCGCAGAGGGCGCUGUACGUGCAGGCGGCCAAUUGCGUCGAGGAAAAGGAGUGGGUGGAUUUGCUGAACAAAAUUUGCCAGACGAAUGCCAACAGGCUGAAGAAUUACCACCCUUGCGCGUUUAUUAAUGGCAACUGGUUGUGUUGCAAAUCGCCAAACGAACUGGCGCCGGGCUGUCGAGAGGUGUCUCGAUGCGACGGCAACUAUCACAUGACUCUAGACCCCGAAAGAGACCUGCAGCGCAUACAUUCUCUCAUUGUCGCGCAUCUGGACAUCUUCGACCGAACUUUGCAAAUGCUGCGCGACAACCCUGCGCAGGAGCCGAUCGCCAAAGUUCUAGCGCAGCUGCAAGACGCAGCUUACCAAAUCGAAUCCAGGCACAGGAGCUACAAGAGAACGCUGGACCGCAACACCAAAUACGGAAGCCUAGCUGCUCCAAUAGGAGACGACAACUACCUGUUGGCCUCGCGCAUGAAUCUCGACAACUCGAUUUUGCGACGUUGUAUCACGAGCGAAUCGAACGGCUCCUAG
Molecule: messenger RNA, 2589 nt
Organism: Brassicogethes aeneus
Lineage: Eukaryota; Metazoa; Arthropoda; Insecta; Coleoptera; Nitidulidae
Source: the annotation of a GenBank genome assembly